AUGGUGAGACUAAUCAAGGGACACACCAUUCCCAAGAACAGCAGCAGCAUGGAUCUACCCCGGGUCGGCAACGCAUACUCGAUGACUCCCCAGCACUGGGAGACGGAUAUCAUUGAGGCGCAAAAAGCGCACAUCGACGGGUUUGCGCUGAACGUGGCCCCUCAGGACGACUACACCGACCGAGUCCUCCAGACGGCGUACGACGCAGCGGAAAGAAUAGGCGACUUUUCCUUGUUCAUUUCGUUCGACUAUGGAUCCGGGGGCCCGUGGCCUGCAGAGAGAGUGAUUGCCCUCAUCAAUGUCUACAAAAAUCGCAAGGCGCAAUUCCACUACCACGGGAAGCCCUUGGUGUCGACCUUUGAAGGCGCCGGGAAUGUCGGCGACUGGCCGAGAAUCAAGAGCGAAACGGCUUGUACCUUCAUCCCCAACUGGACCAGUAUGGGUCCAGAUGGAAUUCGGAGUGUUCUGGACGAUAUUGACGGCGCGUUCAGCUGGGAUGCAUGGCCCGUUGGAGCGGAGGAUAAAUCUACCUCCAGUGACCUGGCGUGGAUGGAUGCCCUGGCAGGAAAGCCGUAUAUGAUGCCUGUCGCACCCUGGUUCUAUACGAAUCUUCCUCAGUGGAAGAAGAACUGGCUCUGGCGUGGUGACGACAUGUGGCACUAUCGAUGGCAGCAGGUUACUGAGCUGCAGCCCCUCUGGUCCAGGUACGAUGACGCCAUCCUCAGUUGGAACGACUACGGCGAAACGCACUACAUCGGACCGAUAUAUGAGGCCGGGAUCCCCGACGGAGCGGCGCGAUACGUUCAGAAUCAUCCGCACGAUGCGUGGCGAGAACUCCUGCCUCAUUACAUUGACUCCUACCGGCGGAAUCUGAUGAACCCGCACAGUCACAGUCAAUACCGGUCCGCGCCUGCGGGUUUCCACAAUCCACGGUAUCCCAUCUCCUUCGUCGACAAGAUCGUCUACUGGUAUCGAUUGAAUCCCAGUUCCUCCGGGAGUGCCGACGGCACGACGGGCAAUAACCAGGCCAUGGGACAGAAGAUCCUGGAUCCGGGACAAGUAUCCCAGGAUCGGGUGUUUUUCAGCGCGCUGGUUACGCAGUCCAGCGAAGUCUACGUCCGGAUCGGAGCUGGAUCGCCGACGUUCUUUUGUGCGAACUCCCCGGGUAUUCAUCACUUCUCAGUGCCGUUCUAUGGACAGACUGGUCCGGUCCAGUUCGGUAUCAAGCGGGAUAGCCAGGAUGUCGUAACAGUACAUGGGCCUCCGAUUACGGAGUGUGUUGGUGGUAUAGUCGAUUGGAAUGCUGUAGUGGGUUCAAGCCAGGACUAA
This is a messenger RNA of Aspergillus tanneri, 1329 nucleotides long. RefSeq names its product glycoside hydrolase family 71 protein. The coding region runs from base 1 to 1329 and encodes 442 amino acids. Gene Ontology annotation, molecular function: glucan endo-1,3-alpha-glucosidase activity. NCBI's taxonomy places the organism in Eukaryota, Fungi, Ascomycota, Eurotiomycetes, Eurotiales, Aspergillaceae. The record is from RefSeq and is a predicted model, not a curated record. Gene Ontology annotation, biological process: mating projection tip cell wall disassembly. The transcript has 3 exons.